AAGCGAACUCGACUAGACAAUAGUAAUACAGUCGUCGUAAAUCUGAUUAAUUUCUGCCUACAUUGCUACAAGUACACGCUCAUUCUUACUGGCCUAGGGCCACCGGUAGUUAGACUUAGAGUUACACUGUUAAUGUUACAGUAUCAAGUGUCACACACCUCAUAAAUAUUAGCACUUCCUUUAGUUUUCAAGUUAGUUACCAGGGAGUCGUUUAAACGACUCCCUGCUUUUUACUUCCAUCAGCAGUCGAAACUUUUCGUGUGUACUAGGCUAAGCCAUGGCGAGCGGUACUAAGGACGACUUGUUGAAAACAAGAAAAGCAGGACUGAGGGCCGCUAGCGCAAAGCUUCGCAAGGCUGAGAGAGAACAGAUCUGCAUUGCUGCUACAGCUGAAGCACAACAGUGCGAUGAAGAAAUCAUUGAACGACUCUUGCGAGGAAAGGAGACCGUCGGAAAUCUUGGUGACUGCUGUCCCGCUCAAAAAGACAAAUCAAAAAGAGUGCAAGGGCAACUCGUCUUCGAUGGUUGUUUCGAAAGUGGUAACCUGGGACGUGUGGAUAUUGUAUCACCAAUUGAGUACGACAUCUACAUUCGGCCAGAUACGUGCAAUGGAAAGUACACAGUGUGGUUUUACUUCUCUGUGACCAACACUCAUCCUGGCCAGGAUGUGAUCUUUUCUUUCGUGAAUCAAAGUAAAACCAAAAGCCUCUAUCGUCAUGGCAUGGCCCCAUGUGUGUUCUCAACCAGUCGCCCACUAUGGAUGAGGAUACCGGAUGACCGCGCUUACUACUACCAAUGUCCAGACCACAAUGACCACUACGUGCUCUCAGUCUUGUUCAACUUUGACAGAGCUGAAGACACAUACUGGUUUGCUUACUGCUUCCCGUACACUCACAGUGACCUCCUGAGGUACCUUGGUGAGCUGGACGAUCGCAAAUUCCCAUUCUACAGAAGGGAAAGUCUAACGAAAACCACGCAAGGUCGACAUCUGGAUUUACUCACUAUCACAAAUCCUAAUAAUUUGGAAGUUGAUGAGGCGCAGGACCCGAAGCGGAAGAUUCCGGCUGUCGUUAUAACUGCUCGUGUCCAUCCCGGCGAGACUCCGUCGUCUUAUGUGUGCGAUGGUGUGAUCAAUUUCUUGAUCAGUGACGAUGAGCUGGCUGUCAGCUUAAGAAAUAAGGUUAUAUUUUACAUUGUUCCCAUGUUGAAUCCCGAUGGAGUGUUCCUCGGCAAUUAUAGAUGCUCUAUGCAUGGCUAUGAUCUGAAUAGAGUGUGGAAUGAAACGGAUGCUGAGCCAUGGAUGCAUCCGACAAUUGACGCCGUCCGUGACUUCGUCCACAAGAUAAGCCUUGAUCCGAGACAACACCUGCAUUAUGUGUUUGACCUUCAUGCGCAUACCACACUUUGUGAUGCGUUUAUCUACGGGAAUGAAUUUGAUGAUGAAACACGCACAGAGAUGCAGUCACACUUCCCGAAAAAGCUGAGCACCCGGAGCAAAGACUUCAGUCUGGAGAAAACUCACUACAACUGCGAGGAGUACAAGGCAGGGACUGCAAGACGGUACCUUGGCGGUGUUCAUCCUCGGCUAAACGCAUACACUGUUGAGAUCUCAUGUUACGGCUACAUUAACAAGAGGGAUGACAGCGUUAUCGGCUAUACUCCGGAAUCUUAUGAAGAGUUCGGUGCCAACCUCGCUAGGACGUUUGGCGAUGUCUUCCGACUGCGCUCUUAGCGGUCAGAUGUGGAACAUGAAAAUGCUCCCAGCGCAAUUGUGUACAACAUGUGCUGUUCUACCCCUAGUUCCUGGUGACUUUUGGACUAAAUCAGUGUCAUUGUAGACCCUUUGGGAAUCACAGGCUAUCUGAUAUGAACUCAUCAUCCGGGCUUCAUGUUUCAAGAACUGGGCUAUUUGCAGCGCGAUGUAAAGGUCUUACUUCGAAGUAUGUGCCGGAAAUGUAAUGAUAUGGACGUAUUUCUUGCUGCUCUCAAAACCAGAGGGAUAUGGCAGAGAACAGAGUAUGAUAGGCCAUAUUUCUAUUUUUUCUCUCUCACAGUAAUUUAUGUUGUUGUGCUCCAUCGAAUAAUUAUGGUUGGGGCUGUGUGUGACGUCGAGCAUCCACGAUAAAAUGUUUUGCAACGACCCAUUUUCUCAUAUAUUCCAUUCAGUCUGAUCAUAACCGGUUAUAUGGAUUGAUCCCGGUUCUAGGUAUUGACCAAAGGAUGUUCUUCUGUUGCCCCACUUCUCACACCAAACAGUUCACAACAGUUUUUGAUCCAAUUCAGAAUGUUAAGUAAAAUAGGUGUCCUAUCAAAUUUUUU
Sycon ciliatum is the source of this 2319-nucleotide messenger RNA. RefSeq names its product cytosolic carboxypeptidase 6-like. Gene Ontology annotation, biological process: protein side chain deglutamylation; proteolysis. Gene Ontology annotation, molecular function: metallocarboxypeptidase activity; zinc ion binding. The transcript is spliced from 16 exons. The record is from RefSeq and is a predicted model, not a curated record. Bases 278 to 1732 code for a protein of 484 amino acids. NCBI's taxonomy places the organism in Eukaryota, Metazoa, Porifera, Calcarea, Leucosolenida, Sycettidae.